GCCGGAGCCGGCCCCGGGGUGGGGGCGGGCAGCGUCCUGCGCCGCGCCGAGCAUGCGAGAGCCGGCGAGCCGGGCUGCAGCGGCCGCCGUGGCGGAGCCAUGCUGCUGGCCUCGGCCGUGGUGGUGUGGGAAUGGCUGAACGAGCACGGGCGGUGGCGGCCCUACAGCCCGGCCGUCAGCCACCACAUCGAGGCUGUGGCCCGCGCCGGGCCGCGGGCAGGCGGCAGCGUGGUGCUGGGCCAGGCCGACAGCCGCCUGGCGCCCUACAUCAUCGACCUGCAGUCCAUGCACCAGUUCCGCCAGGACACCGGCACUAUCCGACCUGUCCGGCGCAGCUACUAUGACCCAUCUUCAGCGCCAGGCAAGGGAAUUGUCUGGGAGUGGGAGAAUGACAGUGGGACGUGGACACCCUACGACAUGGAUGUGGGUAUCACCAUCCAGCGUGCCUACGAGAAGCAGCACCCUUGGGUGGACCUGAGUGCCAUUGGCUUCUGCUACGUCAUCGACUUUGCCACCAUGGGCCAGAUCAACCGUCAGACCCAGCGCAAGCGCCGUGUUCGCCGCCGCCUUGACAUGGUCUAUCCUCUGGUCUCAGGCACCCUGCCCAAGUCACAGUCCUGGCCAGCCAGCCCUGGGGUGGCAGCAGCGCCCCCAGUUCCAGCCUGUGCCUGUCCCCAGUGUCUCCUGGUCAUGAGUGUCAAAGCCACUGUGUCAGCCACUGGCCCUGGCACUGCCACCCUGCAGCCCCGCAAAGUCCCCCCUGUGCCACCCGCCACCUCCAAAGCCGCAGUGCCAGCCCCAGGGGCCAAGGCACCCGACAGCGUGGCUGCGGUGCGUGGCUCACUGAAGCCGUUGGCAGCCCAAGGCAGUCGACAGCAGGCAGCCAGCGCGCCGGCCUUGAGCUCAGCCAGUGCCACCACCAGCCCCCCCAGUGCAGGCAGCAGCAAAGCUUCCCGCCCUGGCCUUGGCACCCUGAACCGCAGCCACCUCCAGCGCCUGGCCAUCGCCCAGUCCCGUGUCCUCAUUGCCUCUGGGGUUCCCACCGUCCCCGUGAAGAACCUCACAGGCUCUAGCCCCGUCAACCCAGCAUUGGCAGGGAUCACAGGGAUCCUAAUGAGUGCAGCCGGGCUGCCCGUCUGCCUGACACGGCCCCCCAAGCUGGUGCUGCACCCCCCUCCUGUCAGCAAGAGCGAGAUCCAGUCCAUCCCUGGCAUCUCCCACUCCUGCCGCAAGACCACCAAGAAACAGGCCAAGAAGGGUAAAACUCCAGAGGAAGUACUGAAAAAAUACCUGCAGAAGGUGCGGCAUCCGCCGGAUGAGGACUGCACCAUCUGCAUGGAGCGCCUUUCUGCACCCUCUGGCUACAAGGGACCCCAGAUGGCCAUCAAGCCGGACCUGGUGGGGAAGCUGGUGAAAUGUGGCCAUGUCUUCCACCUCCACUGCCUGGUCGCCAUGUACAACAAUGGCAACAAGGAUGGAAGCCUGCAGUGUCCCACCUGCAAAACCAUCUAUGGGGUGAAGACGGGGACACAGCCCCCAGGGAAGAUGGAGUAUCACAUUAUCCCUCAUGCGCUGCCCGGCCAUUCUGACUGCAAAACCAUCCGCAUCAUCUACAACAUUCCCCCAGGGGUACAGGGACCGGAGCACCCAAACCCAGGGAAGAGCUUCACUGCCCGUGGCUUCCCGCGGCACUGCUACCUGCCAGACAGCGAGAAGGGCAGGAAGGUACUGAAGUUGCUGCUGGUAGCCUGGGACCGGCGCUUGAUCUUUGCCAUUGGGACCUCCAGCACCACAGGCGAGUCAGACACGGUAAUCUGGAAUGAGAUCCACCACAAGACAGAGUUUGGCUCCAACCUCACUGGCCAUGGCUACCCCGACAUCAACUACCUGGACAAUGUCCUGGCUGAGCUUGCUGCCCAGGGCAUCACAGAGGAGAGCCUGGCACAGGAGAAGGACUGAGACCGCAGCAGUGAGGGAAGGGAAGGGGCAUCUGUGCCAGUCCUGAGGUUAAAGCUGCUGGAGAAGCCCACCUGGGUGCUUUGCAGGGAGCACCCAGAACCCCUGCUCCUGGUGGCACCCACCCAGUGGGAGCAUCUGUAGAGUGGCUGGGAAUCUGAGAGAAGGUCCUUUUGGGCACCCCUUUGCUCCUGUGGGAAAGCCUUGCCCCACAGAGCUGCAGGGCUUCACACUGGCCCUGCCAUCCCCUCUGGCCGAUGUCUUGUCCCCACUGCUGCUGACAUCCAUCUGGGGUUGGGACCUGGCCUGGGGUGGGAGCGGGGCCAUGGGAGUCCCCCUUGCUCUGCCUCUUCCCUCAGCCAUCUGUUUGUUCAUUUGUCCUGUUCGGUACCUCCCUGCUGGUCUCCUGUGUCCAUGGAGGUUGGGGGCCCUGGUCUGCUCUGGCUGGACCCUAGUCUUGUGCACUCUUCUCCUCUUGGCUGUGUCUGAACUGUGCCCUGCAGGGUUCCCUUGUCGGGGCUGCCCCUGUCCUGUGCCAGGGAGGGAAAGGGGGGGGGGGGGCACAUGUUUUCUGGCCCAUCUUCUGCCCUCCCUUUAGUGGGUUCCUUGAACUGUUUGUAUGGGGAAAUCCCCGUGGUGAAUUUUUAUAUACCUCGUGUUUGGGGGUUUUUGUGUAUACGUACAUAUAGGUGGUGGCAUUCUGUGAGGUUGCCUGGGGGGAGAAUGUGAUGCUGUGGCCAGUCUUGGUGGCACUUGGAGUGGUGAGGGGACAGGGGCAGCACUGCUCCCCUACUGUGGAGACCCCCCCACCCCAAAAGGGUCUGUGCCCCAUGGUGGGGCUGUCACCUGUGGGUCCAAAUGGGGCCAGGUGCAGAUGGGAAUCAUUCCCCUUCCUGCUGGGUCCCAGCACCAUCCCCAGAGACCCCUGAGGGGGGAGGCAGCCAACAGCUAAUUGUUUCGGGCUGGGGCCAGGGGGGUUGGCAUGGGAGGACAUUAUGGGUGAUGGGGGUUUGCAUGGGCAUCUUGGGGUUCCUGCCAGGCCCUGGGCACUUCAUGGGGCCUCUCAGAACCACCUGUGAGAGAGUGUUGGGGAGGUGCCCGCAGUUCUGGGGGUCCUGUGGGGCACUCCCUAUCGAUGGGGUUGACUGUUCAUGUCCCUGUCCUGCAAGGCCCUGGCUUUUGAAGAGUGGGACCCUGGGGUUGGAGAGUGGCAGCCCCUACUACUGGCCAUGCUGACUCCAGUCCUGCACUGCUGCUCCCAGGGCUGUGGGGCUUCCUUGCCCAUUUUGUUGCAUUCCCCUCCUGGUUUUCGUGGGGGGUCACCUCUCCCCCCCCCCCCCCCGGGGACAAGGCGGGGGUGGGGGGGACACGUCCUGCUGUGCAUCGUUCUGUUGUCUUGGCUGUUUUAACUCUCCCCUGCCUGGGGGUGCGUUGGCCCCUGCUGGCUGCCCCACGGAGUGAGGGCUGGGGGUCAAUAAAGCAGAUGGCGGGGAUGCUCGCUGUCCCUGCACGGCCUGACC
Messenger RNA from Melopsittacus undulatus (budgerigar), 3476 nucleotides. RefSeq names its product deltex E3 ubiquitin ligase 4 (gene DTX4). Gene Ontology annotation, cellular component: nucleoplasm. The transcript is spliced from 9 exons. The coding region runs from base 100 to 1959 and encodes 619 amino acids. The record is from RefSeq and is a predicted model, not a curated record. NCBI's taxonomy places the organism in Eukaryota, Metazoa, Chordata, Aves, Psittaciformes, Psittaculidae. Gene Ontology annotation, molecular function: zinc ion binding; ubiquitin protein ligase activity. Gene Ontology annotation, biological process: protein ubiquitination; Notch signaling pathway.